Gorilla gorilla gorilla (western lowland gorilla) is the source of this 2624-nucleotide messenger RNA. RefSeq names its product STT3 oligosaccharyltransferase complex catalytic subunit A (gene STT3A). Gene Ontology annotation, biological process: post-translational protein modification. The coding region runs from base 250 to 2367 and encodes 705 amino acids. The transcript has 18 exons. Gene Ontology annotation, cellular component: membrane. Gene Ontology annotation, molecular function: dolichyl-diphosphooligosaccharide-protein glycotransferase activity. NCBI's taxonomy places the organism in Eukaryota, Metazoa, Chordata, Mammalia, Primates, Hominidae. The record is from RefSeq and is a predicted model, not a curated record.
AUCAUCUGAUGCCAUCAAACUGUCUGUGUAAUUUAAUCAGUCUCUUAAAUCAGCAUUGUCAGUUACAGAGAUGCCUUGAGACAGAUGAUUGGAAGCGGGUAUAGAUCUGAGCAGUCGUUACAGUCUGAUAUAUGGGAUUGAGAGCACAGUGGAUCUGUGUUUGUGUACCUCCUCCUCUUUUUGAGUGCAUGAUUGUACCUGCAUUAGUUAUCAGCUGAUCGUCGUGUGUUGCCACCCAUUCAUGUCAAGAUGACUAAGUUUGGAUUUUUGCGAUUGUCCUAUGAGAAGCAGGACACACUUCUGAAGCUUCUCAUUCUGUCAAUGGCUGCUGUAUUAUCCUUCUCCACUCGUCUGUUUGCUGUCCUGAGAUUUGAAAGUGUUAUCCAUGAGUUUGAUCCGUACUUUAAUUAUCGGACUACCAGGUUCCUGGCUGAGGAGGGGUUUUAUAAAUUCCAUAACUGGUUUGAUGACCGAGCCUGGUACCCUUUGGGACGAAUCAUUGGAGGAACAAUUUACCCAGGUUUAAUGAUCACCUCUGCUGCAAUCUACCAUGUACUCCAUUUUUUCCACAUCACCAUCGACAUUCGGAAUGUCUGUGUAUUCCUGGCCCCUCUCUUCUCCUCCUUCACCACCAUCGUCACGUACCACCUUACCAAAGAGCUCAAGGAUGCAGGGGCUGGGCUUCUUGCUGCUGCCAUGAUUGCUGUAGUUCCUGGAUAUAUCUCCCGAUCUGUGGCUGGCUCCUAUGAUAAUGAAGGGAUUGCCAUCUUUUGCAUGCUACUCACCUACUACAUGUGGAUCAAGGCAGUAAAGACUGGUUCCAUCUGUUGGGCAGCUAAGUGUGCCCUUGCUUAUUUCUAUAUGGUCUCGUCAUGGGGAGGUUAUGUGUUCCUGAUCAACUUAAUUCCUCUCCACGUCCUGGUGCUGAUGCUCACAGGCCGUUUCUCUCACCGGAUCUAUGUGGCCUACUGUACUGUUUACUGCCUGGGCACUAUACUUUCUAUGCAGAUCUCCUUUGUGGGUUUCCAGCCUGUCCUUUCAUCAGAGCACAUGGCAGCCUUUGGGGUCUUUGGUCUCUGCCAGAUCCAUGCCUUUGUGGAUUACCUGCGCAGCAAGUUGAAUCCACAACAAUUUGAAGUUCUUUUCCGGAGCGUCAUCUCUCUGGUAGGCUUUGUCCUUCUCACCGUGGGAGCUCUCCUCAUGCUGACAGGAAAAAUAUCUCCCUGGACGGGGCGUUUCUACUCACUGCUGGAUCCUUCUUAUGCUAAGAACAACAUCCCCAUCAUUGCUUCUGUGUCUGAGCAUCAGCCCACAACCUGGUCCUCAUACUAUUUUGACCUGCAGCUCCUCGUCUUCAUGUUUCCAGUUGGCCUCUAUUACUGCUUUAGCAACCUGUCUGAUGCCCGGAUUUUUAUCAUCAUGUAUGGUGUGACCAGCAUGUACUUUUCAGCUGUAAUGGUGCGUCUAAUGCUAGUGUUGGCACCUGUUAUGUGCAUUCUCUCUGGCAUUGGAGUCUCCCAGGUGCUGUCCACAUACAUGAAGAAUCUGGACAUAAGUCGUCCAGACAAGAAGAGCAAGAAGCAACAGGAUUCCACCUACCCUAUUAAGAAUGAAGUGGCAAGUGGGAUGAUACUGGUCAUGGCUUUCUUUCUCAUCACCUACACCUUUCAUUCAACCUGGGUGACCAGUGAGGCCUACUCUUCUCCGUCCAUUGUACUAUCUGCCCGUGGUGGGGAUGGCAGUAGGAUCAUAUUUGAUGACUUCCGAGAAGCAUAUUAUUGGCUUCGUCACAAUACUCCAGAGGAUGCGAAGGUCAUGUCCUGGUGGGAUUAUGGCUAUCAGAUUACAGCUAUGGCAAACCGAACAAUUUUAGUGGACAAUAACACAUGGAAUAAUACCCAUAUUUCUCGAGUAGGGCAGGCAAUGGCAUCCACAGAGGAAAAAGCCUAUGAGAUCAUGAGGGAGCUCGAUGUCAGCUAUGUGCUGGUCAUUUUUGGAGGCCUCACUGGGUAUUCCUCUGAUGAUAUCAACAAGUUUCUUUGGAUGGUCCGGAUUGGAGGGAGCACAGAUACAGGCAAACAUAUCAAGGAGAAUGACUAUUAUACUCCAACUGGGGAGUUCCGUGUGGACCGUGAAGGUUCUCCAGUGCUGCUCAACUGCCUCAUGUACAAGAUGUGUUACUAUCGCUUUGGACAGGUUUACACAGAAGCCAAGCGUCCUCCAGGCUUUGACCGUGUCCGAAAUGCUGAGAUUGGGAAUAAAGACUUUGAGCUUGAUGUCCUGGAGGAAGCAUAUACCACAGAACAUUGGCUGGUCAGGAUAUACAAGGUAAAGGACCUGGAUAAUCGAGGCUUGUCAAGGACAUAAAUGUCACGUCCAGCUCUGAUAUGCUUCGCACUGAGCACAUCACAUUUAGGACGUUGAAGAUUUUUUUUUUUUUUUUUUUUUUUUUUAAUAUGCAGUUUGUAAGAACAAAACUGGAUGGCAUCAGAAUUGUCUGGAAGUUUUGUCUUGGGCAGUAUGGGGUGGGCCAAAUGAAAUGAUUUUUAUAAUUCUAAACAGGUUACCAAAUGAAAUGUCAUGGCUUUACUUUGGUCAAUUAAAGGGGGGAAUUUUUUUAAAAA